Messenger RNA from Lachnellula hyalina, 204 nucleotides. RefSeq lists its product as uncharacterized. Bases 1 to 204 code for a protein of 67 amino acids. Lineage: Eukaryota; Fungi; Ascomycota; Leotiomycetes; Helotiales; Lachnaceae. The transcript has 2 exons. The record is from RefSeq and is a predicted model, not a curated record.
AUGCCUAGCGGCAAAGGCCACUACUUUGACUUUUUCAACCCACGAAUUCACUCUCGAAUACAGCUUCCCAAAACGGCUAGAUCCACUGCUAGCGCCUUUUACCAGCUUAAGCUACGACACGGCUACUUUGGGACAUACCUAAAACGAUUCGAUAAAACACCCACCAAUCACUGCAUAUGCAGUUACAAGCCUGAAUCACUAUAG